GCGGCGCGCGGGAUGUUCGAAAGUGCCUAGCAGUUGGCGUCGGCGGAGCCCGCGUUCGCCUCGCGCGGGGGUCGCUGGGAAGCAAUGGGGCGGCUGAGGCGGUGGAAAGCUAAGAUGUGAAGAAUUGACAUUUUUACAUCCUAGUCCAUUUGUUUUAUAAUUUAAAAAGAUAUGUAAAUAAGGUUAUCUUAAUGAAUUUGUUGUUGGAGCAAAAAGGAAUAAUACAUUUUGUCAAGAUGGUUACUACACCUUUAAAAGAUCAAAGGAUUUCAAAGUCUCCACUUCCUUCUCCCAGAAGGAUGCCCUUUAAAUCUGUUCUACUGAGUAACAUACCUGGAGGAACACCUGUAAAGGAUUUUGUGAAAUUUCAAGUGAAUUCUGUUUCUGCUGUAAAAGAGACUGUGCUUCCUUCAGUGAUUUUUGCUUGUGGAAAAAUUUGUUUAGGAAAAGACACUAAAAGUGAGAACAUUUUCCAGUCCACUUUAAUAGCUGGUAGCACUCAUACUAAAGACUUCCUUGACCUCAGCGAGAUAAAGCCAGCUUCUGAAGAAAGAUCGGGGCUGCUCUCCUCUUGGCCAAAAGAGGAAGUUAUGCCACUGACAAGGAGUGCUUUACUGAAACGUAAAGCUGGUGAACCAUUAUCCAUUGAAUCUCCUGCAAAGAUCUUCUCAAGAAUGAAAACCAGGACAGCUCUCAUCAAACAGGAGAACAAGCCACUAGAAAUGAAAUUAUUAGAUACAAACAGCACCACAGAUUACAUUCUUACUCCUGAGAGGCACCCAGAAUUUUUGGGCAGUCAAGACAAAAAAUCCAUUGCUGAACCCAAUAUGCAAAGGGAAAAGAUGAUGGCAGAGCCUCCUGAAGAGGUCAAUGAAGUAAGAGUUCCAAAUCAUAUUGCAACAAAUGAAAAUGUGUAUUCAACAGCAAUCAGCCCUCUGGUUUCAGAAUCUCCUCAAAAGUUCUUCUUGCGCAUAAAGCAGAAGAUGCAUCAGACACGGUUGCAAAGAGUAGAUUCAUCAUCUUGCCCAACCAAGGAAAAUGCCCCUCCAUUGUCUGAAGUGAAGCAUCCUUUAACAGCAUCCGAUUCAGCCAAAAAGUUAAAUGGUCUUGAUGAAGUGUGUCCAUAUACUGUCAGUCAGGAUUAUGAAUUUCUUGUGGAACCUGCUGAAUUGGAUAAUGAGACUCUUGACACUCUGGUUAAUGCCACAGACAUGAGCUUUGAUCUUGCUAAAUCCAGAGAACCCUUGGAAGAAAUGGCACCUGAACCCCAAACCCAAGGACGACAGGCAAUGCCUCAGGGCAGCCCAAAACCAGGCCAGAGAGGGCAGGAAGUGUUGGGAGCUGGGCCCCAGAAGGCUUCCCAGAAUUUGUGUGAUAUUGUAUUUGCUACUCCAAGGGUUCACAUACCCAGGAAGCAAAAACCACCAGGGACCACUUCCAAGGUGCCCUUGGACACACGUCACACCGAGCCAAGCAAUGAUGAAAAUGAGGAGGAACAGCAGCAGCUAAUAUACCUCAGUGGUUGGAGAAUCAGGGUGAUCAACAACAAUACAGCCGUGUGCGUGGAAGGAAUACGGAGAGACAUGAAGAAUAUCUAUUGGCAUAGCAAUGCCAUUGUGGCACGAAUAGCACACAACCAAGUGAAAACUGUUUCUGGAAGUGUUUACAUGUUGGAAGGGCAGAUAGAUGCCACAACUAUGAAGAAAGAAGGAAUACCUGCUAUGUUCAUAAAGAGGUUUGGGUCUGGAAUUCCAAAGAACUGGAAAAUGCAUGUUGAUUAUUUACUUCGUUCUCUGAGGAGGAAGGAGCAAAGAGCCUCCCAUUCAAGAGAGGGCAGCACUGGAAAAAUGGAUUCUGUGGAAACAGAGGGGUCAGACAACCUGGAAGAUCUGCUGGAAAAUGUUGGGAGGAAAUCUCAAACAAAAAACACCACUUAUGAGGUAUUGGCAGUGCGCAGUAAUGAAAAACAGGGUGUGCAGCCAAAAGCACUCCCUUUGCAGAAUGAACCUGAUGCAAGUGUCACCCGUAGUGGUCGGUGUGUUAAGCCACCCAUGCAGUUCUGGUGCGGUGAGCGGAUAUAUGUGGAUGAUGCACUGAAUGUCUCUGUCAACAAAGGGGGCACCAACUACUUGUCUUCUACAGUAAGCAGUGCACGGCCUUGGAACAGGAAACAUUUCAGUUCCCCAAAGGAAAAUGGUGACUCCAAGGCUGCUGAAGAAACACCUGCAAGCAGAGUUAAAGGAAGAACUAGUCAGAGACCCCAGAAUGUCACAAAAGAAAUUGAGCCUGGGGAUAAGAGAAAACCACGGCAUUUUGUCUCUAGCUCUGAAGAAAGCAACCAUGAAUUUAUUAUUGAUGACAUUUACAAGAAACAGGCUGUUGUUACUUUGACACCACUGAACCAUAAAAAGCUAUGUGAAAAGAUUGCCAAGCAUAGAAGCAAGUCUGAAAGAAAGCCAGCUGAGCAGACUGUCCCAAAGCAGAGACCCAAAAUGAAUGGAUAUAGAACAACCUUGGCUGACAAAGAACCAGCAGAUCUCAAAUACCCUUUAGGGUCGCUGAAACAAGUCUGCCAAAGCAAGCCAGUUGUGGAAAGCACCGAUGAAGACGAAUCGAGUGAAGAUGUCCCUUGUAUUAAGAGGAAAACCCUGCCCUCUUUCAAGAGGAAAUCAAGUGAUGCAAGGAAGUGGUUGUCUGAGCCCAGAAGGAAUCCAGGGAAUCCUCCAACUCCUCUUUCUCACAGCAGGCAGAUGAAGGCUGCUCACUCUGACCAGAAUGGCACAUUGGAGGAGCAACCCACUCCGAACCCUUCUUCUUCUUCUAACUUGGCUACUGGUUCUUCUGGACUUGGGAGGUGGGAUAGGCAAAGGACACUCCGGGGGACCCAAAAGCACAUCAUUGAACCGGAGUCAGACAGUGAAGUGAGUACUGAAGAGUCUCAACAAAGAGAAGAAAAGUUAAAAUUAGUGACCAAAAGAGCCAGUGGCCAAGUUUCCAAUGAUGCAAAGACCUCCGCCAUGGCAGGGAAGACCCCUGGCAACAGACAAGCAUGGAAAGUCUUGGACUCUCUUCCAGAUGUUAACGAAAACUGGACUGAGAAGGAACUUCAGAAGCUACACAGGGCUGUCGCUUCUUUUCCUAAACACAAAAGUGGUUUCUGGAUGGAUGUAGCCAAGACUGUGGGGACACGAACUGCUGAAGAGUGCCAGCAAAGGUACAUGGCAGAGCAGGAAGACAGAAGGUGUGCUCCAAAGAGGAUCAACCAAUCUGGCAAAAAGAAGAAAAAAGAGGAGGGGACAAAGCAACCUGUGGCAAUUGUUGCAAAGGUGGGAACGUUGAAGAGAAAGCAGCAGAUGAGAGACUUCCUUGAACAGAUGCCCAAGGACAACCAUGAUGACAUCUUUGCUUCAACCCCCAUGCAGAACAGGAACACAAGAUUACCACAGUUCCAUACAGACCAAGAGGAUAUCUUCCAGCUGAAAGGCAACCACCCCAUCACACCCUCGUCUGCCAUCUUUCCCUGGGUAAAGACCCCCCAGUGUGAGCAUAUCAGCCCUGGCAUGCUGGAGUCCCUGGACAGGAAAGAUUGUGACAAGCAUGUCUUCCGUAUGCAAAAGAACAUGAAAGGCAAGGCGUGCACGUGGCAGAAUGUGAAGAGGAAAGCGAGUGGGACCACGUUCACGACUCCCACCUCUCACAGGAUGAACAUCUUUAUGUUUAAUGAAGGUGCACGGAGUGUUGAUGGAGUGGGGACACUCUUCCAAGAGGAGGGGGGAGCCCAGUCGGAUGAAGAGGAGGACCCCUAUUUUUCCACAUAGGCAGCCUCCUGCAUUGCACCAGGAUCGUCAGGCCAUACCUUCAGUCCUCUGCAAUGGCCCCAGGCAUGUCCCUGUUGCUUGUGGUCUCCCUUGAUUAAAUUCUACCUUUCCUAUGGGGAAGGGGACACAGAAGCAUCAGCUGGAAAAGACUGCACUUUUUUUUUUUAAGCAAAAUGUUUUUUAAAAGUUAAUGCACAAUAAAUCUCAAAGGGUUGGAAUUUAUAAAUAUCAGAGGAUGUCUAAAUUUCCUAAACAAAGAACAGUGCUUAUGGAUUUUUGUAUUAAACUUGGUUUCAUGGUG
Messenger RNA from Hemicordylus capensis (graceful crag lizard), 4119 nucleotides. RefSeq names its product MIS18 binding protein 1 (gene MIS18BP1). The transcript has 17 exons. The record is from RefSeq and is a predicted model, not a curated record. NCBI's taxonomy places the organism in Eukaryota, Metazoa, Chordata, Lepidosauria, Squamata, Cordylidae. Bases 192 to 3818 code for a protein of 1208 amino acids.